Molecule: messenger RNA, 2730 nt
Organism: Cladocopium goreaui
Lineage: Eukaryota; Dinophyceae; Suessiales; Symbiodiniaceae
Source: the annotation of a GenBank genome assembly
GUUAUGGAGCCUCGACCCAAGACUUCCAAGGUGAACGUGGUACCUUUGGAUGUCGAUGAAGUCCUGGUGGGACGAUAUCGAUCAGUUGUGCAUGCACUAGUGCGCGCCGGCGAUGAUGAAGAUUGGCGUCCUAGGUGGCAAGGGCUUGGAUCGUUUGUCAGCUUUUCAGAUGACUUGCACAAGCUUGAAGAGGCACUGGACGUUGAGGACAAUGGUGCAGAUGCUCAGGGGAUUUCAGAAGAGUUCAGUCCUACGACUGUUGCAGAAGAUGGUGUGUUUGGACAGCAUUUUUUACAGCGCAAUUCUGAGAAUGAUUUGAAUCGAACUCAGUUGGCCACCUCUUCAACUGCUUUUAGUUUUGAUGCUGCGUUGAAUGUAGCUUUCAACUCCACAGACGCUGAACUGCCAAAACAAAUUUGGGAAACUGGCGUUUGGAAACACAUCUUCGGAAACGAUGACACUGCUUUGGACUUUGAUGUUUGGGGACCACAGUUGACUAGACCCACUCCGUCUUUGUGGGGCUUGGACAACCAGGCAUUGGAAACGGAAGCAGCAGGUUCGAGGAAGCGUGCACACGCUCAUGCAUGCAAUUUCAUGGACGUUGUUUCUUUCAAGCCAGACGUCCCAUGGCAAGAUCAGAGGGAGGCAGACCUACAGCGUAGCAUCAAACUGUGGAUUGCAGUUACAAGCAGAUGGAGUGAUGGAAACUCACUGGCACAGAAGCUUGGAGAGAUGCGCAACGAAGGAGAGGUGUUCACAAUGUUUGCACACGUGUUUUCAGGUCGAGCUCCAGUGACUGUGCGCAAGCGUGGUGCAGCAGUUCUCAAAGUAUGUGAUUACUUGGAGCAGAACGUCCUGGAGCCCUUUCCCAUGAGAGAAAUAACAUUUUACAGGUUCCUUUGCCACGAAGAGUCGUCAGGAGCUCCAGCAAGCAGAAUGAAGGGUUUCAUACAAGCCAUUGCCUUUUGCAGACAUGUGUUGGACAUGGCAGAGUUGCAAUGCAUUCUGGAUAGCAAGAGGUGCAGUGGUGUGGCAUUUGAAUCCUGUCCAAAGGAACGCAAGCAGGCGAGCCCACUGACAGUGCUUGAGCUCAACAAGUUGCACGAGGUGGUCGACACAAGUGAAGACUUGUGGGAUUCAGCCUUUGCUGGAGCGGCGCUUUUAUGCUGCUAUUGCAGGGGCAGGUGGGGCGACUUGAUGAGGAGUGAGUCGGCCUUCGUAGACUAUGACGCAGAGGGCAAGCCGGCUUACUUUGAAACAAGGCCCAGCAAAAAGGGUGGUGCAAAAAGCAGGCACGUUCAAAACUGUGUCAAGCCUGCACCACAGCCAUCAAUGGACACAAGCACCAGCUCCAAGAGCAUGGGGUCGCAUGAAUUCACAGAGCAGCAUGGAUCAAAGUUUCAGGGCAAGCUGGUCAAUGACAUUAUUUUUGUGGAGGUUUGUGCUGGCAGUGCAAGGCUAACUCGCGCUGCAAGGGACGCUGGUUUCAAAGGCAUUGCGGUUGAUCAUACAGACCGCAGAUCAUGCGGAAUUGAUAUCUGCAUUUUUGAACUGGAAGAUCAGAGCCAAGUAGACGACCUAUGUCAGUUUCUUGAAGCUGAGGCUGACAACAUAGCAGCAGUUUGGAUAGCUCCUUCAUGCGGCACUGCUAGCAAGGCGAGAGAAAGGCGCCUCCCACAGUUGAAAAAACUUGGCAUAGCCGUGCCGAUCCCUUUGAGAUCGCAUGAACAGCCAGACCAAAUUGACGGUCUGGCAAACACUGACAAGGUGAAGGUGGAGAAAGCAAACAUGCUUUACAGCGCGGUCGAGCAGAUCACCCGCACCACUUGCAAAGCAAAAAUUUUUACUGGCAUAGAAAAUCCAGCAAACAGUCACUAUUGGGGCACAACACCAAUGCAGAACAUCAUGGAGGCUCUGGGGUUGGAAAUCGAUGUUGGAGAUUUUCAAGCCGGCCACAUACUCAUUGGCCACACUGACAGCCGCAGGGAGGAGUUGCACAACCAAUUGGAUACCUUUCUCAAGGCCAAUGCCAUGACCUCUAAGGAGGCGGAGCGAAUGCGGGGGAGGAUGAUUUUCUUCGAGGGGUACACCUUCGGGAGAGUUGCAAAUUCAGCAGUGAAGGCCAUAGGAAGGUAUUGCCAUAGUCAAGUGCCAACGCCCCAGUUUGAUGCAGCAAUGAGGAAGUCUUUGGAGUUUUUACAACAAAGAGUUUUGGCUGGCAAGCCGUUGAAGAUCCAACGAUCUCUGCAUCAGACCUGGCUUAUUUUUACAGACGGGGCUUGCGAUCCAGAAGCUCGCCAUGGGUCUGUUGGAGGGGUCAUUUACGAUCCUCAAGGCAACUGCAGAAGUUUCUUUGGUGAGAGCGUGCCACAAACAAUUAUGGACGCCUUGCUGGCGAACUCAAUGAACCCAAUCCAUGAGCUGGAAGUGAUGCCAAUAUUGCUGGCAGCUCACCUCUGGGGAAAAGCCUAUGAGGGGUCGCAAGUGGUUUACUACAUCGACAAUGAGUCAUCGAGAAUGGCGCACAUCAGGGGUCACGGAGAAACCUUGAGAGCUGCACAGAUGAUCGAAGCCUUUGUGGGCAUUGAGUCGUCCCUGCAGCAUCGUGUUUGGUUUGGGCGAGUUCCGAGCUACAGCAAUCCAGCGGACUCACCCAGUCGUUUGGAUUUCAAAGAAGUCUUGCAGCUCGGUGCUGAAGCUUUCCCCGAUGAAAAAGAGUGUCGCCAGUGA